GAUAUGAAGGUUAUCAUUCUGUGCUUCUUUGGUGUCGUGCUCGGAUGCAUAAUCCAAGUUAAUGCAUCAGUUAGAAGCUUAAGAUUUCAAGUGGUAAAUUCUGAUCACACUAGGCUAUGCACCCAAAAGACAAUGCUCACCGUAAAUGGGCAGUUCCCGGGACCAACCAUAUAUGCCCGGAGGGGAGAUCUUGUCACAGUCGAUAUUGCUAAUCAUUCCGAUCAAAAUAUAACCAUCCAUUGGCAUGGAGUAAAAAUGCCGAGAUAUCCGUGGUCGGAUGGGACCAAUUAUGUGACACAGUGCCCAAUUCAACCCGGCAUGAAGUUUAAGCAACGGAUCAUCCUCUCUGAUGAGGAAGGCACUUUGUGGUGGCACGCUCAUAGCGACUGGUCUCGGAAUUCUGUGCACGGCGCUCUCGUCAUUCUACCGCCGAGGAGGGAGUCGUAUCCCUUCCCUAAGCCUCAUGCCCAUGUUCCCAUCUUAAUUGGAGAGUGGUGGAAAGGUGAUGUUCAAAAGGUGAUGGAGGAUUUUCUAGGUGGUGGAGGAGAGCCUCUAGUUUCUGAUGCUUUCCUCAUCAAUGGCCAACCUGGAGACCUGUAUCCAUGCUCAACACAAGAUACAUACAAAUUGAGUGUGGAGUUUGGAAGGACGUACUUGUUCCGAUUAAUUAACGCGGUGAUGGACAACAUCAUGUUCUUCAAAAUCGCAAACCACAGCUUCACCAUCGUCGGCACCGACGGCGCUUAUACGAAGCCGCUGCGGACGGAUUACGUCGCGAUAUCCCCGGGCCAAACCAUUGAUUUGCUUCUAGAAGCGAACCAGCCGCCCGGCCAUUACUACAUGGCCGCGCGGAUAUACGUGGUCGGGGGCAAAUACGUGAGCACCCCGACCACUGGGAUCAUCCAGUAUGUCGGGAACUACACCCCGUCUCCACCUCUGCUUCCGUCUUUUCCCGAAUACAGCGACACUGUAUCGUCCUUUCAUUUCACUAGCAUGCUCAGAAGUAGCGUUGCUACAAGUAUUCCUGACAGGGUGAAGAAGAGAUUGUUCUUCACCCUGUCAAUCAAUUUGUCCCCAUGCACGAAAAGUUCGUGUGUGGGGACCACUAGGCUGAUGGCUAGCAUGAACAAUUUGACGACGCUGCUGCCCAUGGACAUGAACGUGGUGGAGGCGUACUACAGAGGGAUCGGGGGGGUUUACGAUACUGGCUUCCCGGAGUAUCCGGCUCGGGCUUUCAACUACACUGAAGUUAGCGUGCCAAAGAAUGAGUCUGCUUCAGAGCUCGGAAGGGCUGUUAUUGUUGUGGAGUAUGGCACCGCGAUGGAAGUGGUGUUUCAGGCGACCAACCUCGCCAAAAGCGUUGAUCAUCCCAUGCAUUUGCACGGAUACAGCUUCUACGUUGUUGGAUCCGGGCUUGGGGAUUUCGAUCCGACAAGGGAUCCACCCAAGUAUAAUCUUGUCGACCCGCCGUUGAUGCAAAACAUCGCAGUGCCUAGAAACGGAUGGACCGCUAUCAGAUUUAAGGCCAACAAUCCAGGAGUUUGGUUCAUGCACUGCCAUUUCGAGCGUCAUUUGAGUUGGGGAAUGAAGGUGGUGUUCAUCGUUAAGGAUGGGGAACGAGCCGAUGAGAAGAUGUUGCCGCCGCCGGCGGAUAUGCCAAGUUGCGGUGGACAAGUCUCGUCUCCUACUCCUCUUGUAUUUGGUGCCAUACUAGGGAAGAAGAGAGGUGAGGUUGAAUGA
This is a messenger RNA of Salvia hispanica, 1740 nucleotides long. RefSeq names its product laccase-14-like. Gene Ontology annotation, molecular function: copper ion binding; hydroquinone:oxygen oxidoreductase activity. Lineage: Eukaryota; Viridiplantae; Streptophyta; Magnoliopsida; Lamiales; Lamiaceae. The record is from RefSeq and is a predicted model, not a curated record. Gene Ontology annotation, cellular component: apoplast. Gene Ontology annotation, biological process: lignin catabolic process.